AUUUUCCAAAAUAUUUUUGAAGUGCAGAAUAUUUUCAAUUAUUAUUUUUAAUCUUUAUUAUUACCGGUUGUAAUUCAAACGAAUUGGAAUUGGAACCCUAGGUGAACCAGCCUCCGGAGUCUUCCUGCGGCCAUUCCGACCCUAAUUCCGACCCUCUCUCACUCUUCGAUCACCUUACUCACUUAUCACCAGCGAAGAUGCAAGGAACCGCCGCCGACGGAGAAGCUUUGGAUUUCGAGCCGGAGGACGAUGACUUGAUGGACGAAGAAGGUGCUCCUGACGCCGAAGCUUCUCCUCCUCACCCUAAGCUCAAAUCCGCUAUUACCGCCUCUUCAACUCUCUCCGUUCCUAAGAAAACUAAAGGUCGUGGUUUCCGUCAAGAUUCUGAUUCCGCCGCUAACCGUAACUCUCGCCUCACUGGUUCCGAUUUUGAUACUCUCACUGCCGAGGGUGGACCUGGUCCUCAAAGAUCCAUUGAAGGAUGGAUUAUUUUGGUGACUGGCGUGCACGAGGAAGCUCAAGAUGAUGAUUUGCAAAACGCAUUUGGUGAAUAUGGAGAGAUUAAGAACCUUCACUUGAAUCUUGAUCGUCGUACUGGUUUUGUCAAAGGUUAUGCGCUCAUUGAAUAUGAGCGUUCUGAGGAAGCUCGGAAUGCAAUAGAGAAUUUGAAUGGAUCUGAGCUUCUUACACAAACUAUUUAUGUUGAUUGGGCUUUCAGCAGUGGACCUAUUAACGAGUCAGUUAAAAGAAAGAACGCAAGACCACCUCAGCGGCGCUCCAGGAGUCCUCGGAGAAGAUACUGAGAAGAACCUGUAUUGAUUAUACAUGAUGUCAGUUAUUUGGACCCUUAAAUUAGCGGUGUGAUUUCUGCUUGUCCAGUUGUGGAAUAUUUUUCCUAUACUUGUGCUGCUUCCGUCAGGCAAAAUGCAUAUGGGUUGAUGAGGAUUCUUUAUCUUACAUCAUUUGUUGAAUGGUAUUAACUCCUAGUUUAUUAUUAUGGUGUAUUAACAUGAAUUAUUGCAUUGUAGUAUUGCGUUUGGUUUAGUUUUUGUUUUUUAAUAUGUAAUGGCAUUGUGUUGAAGAAGGUAGGAUCUCUUUUGGAUUGCAUCUUGUGUGUGGUAAGCGUGAAUGAAAGUGCAUUAGCGUGUUACUUUUUCUUUCAAUGGAUGAUGUAUUUUUUCUCGUA
This is a messenger RNA of Cicer arietinum (chickpea), 1186 nucleotides long. Its product is annotated as RNA-binding protein Y14. Gene Ontology annotation, biological process: RNA processing. The record is from RefSeq and is a predicted model, not a curated record. NCBI's taxonomy places the organism in Eukaryota, Viridiplantae, Streptophyta, Magnoliopsida, Fabales, Fabaceae. Gene Ontology annotation, cellular component: cytoplasm; nucleus. Gene Ontology annotation, molecular function: mRNA binding.